GCAAAAAGAACACGACAUCGUAUUUUCUUGAGUGUGGCGAGACAUCCUUUUGUUUCUCACCUUUCCGUCUGUCCUUUUCGCGACACUUUCAGGCUUACAACAUUCUCUUUUGGAGUCUACGUACUGAAACACCAACACCAUGUCUACGACAACGCGCCCCAAGAUCCCGCCAGUCGUGAUGGACAACAUUACGCAGCAGAUUGGCAACACGCCACUUGUGCGUCUGAACAAGAUCCCACAGUCUCUCGGCAUCGAAGCCACCGUCUACGUCAAGGUUGAGGCCUUCAACGCCGGCGGCUCCGUCAAGGACCGCAUUGCCCUGCGCAUGAUUGAAGCCGCUGAGAAGUCAGGACGCAUAAAACCUGGCGACACACUCAUUGAGCCCACCUCCGGCAACACUGGUAUUGGUCUUGCCCUGGUGGCCGCCGUCAAGGGCUACAAGACCAUCAUUACUCUGCCCGAGAAGAUGAGCCCGGAAAAGGUCGCGGUCCUGAGGGCGCUGGGCGCUGAGAUCAUCCGUACACCUACCAGCGCAGCUUGGGACAGUCCUGAGAGCCACAUUGGUGUUGCAAGGAAGCUCGUCAAGGAGCUACCCAAUGCGCACAUCCUCGACCAGUACACGAACGCUGACAACCCGCUCGCCCACGAGUUUGGCACCGCUGAGGAGGUCUGGGAGCAGACACAGGGCAAGGUCACAGCACUUGUCGCUGGCGCUGGUACUGGUGGCACUAUCACUGGUCUGGCGAGGGGUCUGAGGAAGCACAACAAGGACGUCAAGAUCAUUGCUGCCGAUCCCCAGGGCAGUAUUCUUGCGCUGCCUGAGACGCUGAAUCAGGAUCACAUCAACGAGGGAUACAAGGUUGAGGGUAUUGGUUAUGACUUCAUUCCUGAGGUUUUGGAGCAGCAGAUCGUUGACAAGUGGUACAAGACCGACGACCGCACAGCCUUCCAGUACGCAAGGAGAUUGAUCUCUGAGGAGGGUAUUCUCUGUGGUGGUUCGUCUGGCAGCGCUAUGGACGCCGCAGUCAAGGCUAUCAAGGAGCUCGGUCUAGGCAAGGACGAUGUCGUAGUCGUUAUCCUGCCCGACAGCAUCAGGAGCUACCUCAGCAAGUUCGUCGACGACGACUGGCUUGCCGCCAACGACUUGCUUCCCGAGACGGCUGCUGACACACCCGAAGCCGCAAACGUCACGCGUCGCCUCUCGCUCAGCAAGAACAACAAGAACGACGCUUUCCACAGCGCCACGAUCGCCUCGUUACGCCUCAAGCCUGUCACAACCGUUCCUGCCAAUUCUCCCUGCAGCGAAGCCAUCGAGACCAUGCGCGAGAAGGGCUUCGACCAGCUCCCCGUCUCCACAUACUCCAGCGCCGGCAAGCAGAGACUUGUCGGCCUCGUCACUUUGGGCAACUUGCUCUCCUACAUCGCAUCUGGACGCGCAACCCCGAAGUCGAAGGUCGAGGAUGUCAUGUUCGACUUCCGCAAGCUCAACGAAGUUGUCAAGGAUCUCGGCAGACUACACUUGGACGGCGAGGGUACCAAGGUCGGCAGCAGGAGGGAGUUCGUCGAGAUCACAAGGGAUACUAAGCUCAGUGAUCUGAACAAGUUCUUCGAGUGGAACUCGGCAGCCAUUGUCACCGAGAAGGUUGAUGGUGAGACAAGGGCAGCGGCUGUUGUCACCAAGGUCGACCUUUUGACAUGGAUGAUCACUCAGAAGAGCACUGACGGCCACUAGACGAGGAAGAGAUAGAAGUAGAUGGUCUCUAUGGGAGCUACAUUACACGGAGCAUGAAGAGGUGGAUCUGCAUUUUGCCAUAGCACGGAGUUUUAGGUUGAUACCAUUCAUCUGACUUCAUUAAGUUAGCAGAUGAAAGUUGCAGAUUUUAACAUCUGCAACACAACAUAAUUCAAAACAGUUCAUCAC
This is a messenger RNA of Macroventuria anomochaeta, 1921 nucleotides long. Its product is annotated as cystathionine beta-synthase-like protein. The transcript has 2 exons. Gene Ontology annotation, molecular function: cystathionine beta-synthase activity; cysteine synthase activity. The record is from RefSeq and is a predicted model, not a curated record. Gene Ontology annotation, cellular component: cytoplasm. The coding region runs from base 140 to 1732 and encodes 530 amino acids. NCBI's taxonomy places the organism in Eukaryota, Fungi, Ascomycota, Dothideomycetes, Pleosporales, Didymellaceae.